Messenger RNA from Fraxinus pennsylvanica, 5073 nucleotides. The record is from the annotation of a GenBank genome assembly. Lineage: Eukaryota; Viridiplantae; Streptophyta; Magnoliopsida; Lamiales; Oleaceae.
AUGAAUUUGCAAGCACACCCUUCAGACCAGAUCUCAGAACAGGCACUUAACCAAGCUGGUACUUUGUUGAAUGGGAUACCCCAGCAAAAUAUUACUCUGCCUAGUCAGAUGCAAAAUCCUAGUAUGCAUCGUCGUGUGCAGAACAUGGACCCUGAAUAUAUUGAAGCACGGAGGUUUAUGACAGAAAAGAUAAUUGAAUAUCUCAUGCAGCGGAGGCAACAAUCUCAUGAGUUAACCAGUAAAAAUAUUUUGGACCUAGCAAGGCGCUUAGAAGAGGGUAUAUUCAGGAUUGCCAUGUCCAAGGAGGAGUAUCUAAACCUUGCAACCUUGGAAAGACGUUUGCAAUUUGUUAUUAAAGGACCAUCAACUACUAAUCACAACCAGCAAUUUUCACAAGUUAAUACACCGUCUUCCAUGGGUACAAUGAUUCCAACUCCUGGAUUACCCCAAACUGGUAAUUCAAGCCUGAUAAGAAUCUCAUCUGUGGAUAGCUCUGUUGUUGGUAACAGUAGUUCUAAAACAAUUGCAUAUUCCACUGUCAAUUCUGGAAACUUGUUGCCAACUGGAAAUGGACCUUUUGGGAGUGUGUCCGGUGGUUCUUUUAGUUCUUCUAAUGGUGCUUUAGCUAAUGGAUACCAACCAUCAUCAUUGGGGGGUUCAGUUAACUCUGUUGGCAAUAACACUACGACAUCUUUGAGUGUUCAGAGAAUGACAAGCCAAAUGAUUCCCACUCCUGGAUUUUCUAGUUCAGAUAACAAUGAUAUAAAUAGUAAUGCUAAUAAUCAGUCUCUGAUAAAAAUGGAGUCCUCUAAUAAUAUGGUUGCAUUUCCAGCUUUUGAAUCCACUAAUUUAUCACAGCCAAUGUUGCAAAUGCAGCGAGUUGGUGGUCAAAAUAGUCGUAUUCUGCAUAAUAUCGGUGGCCACAUGGGUGGACUUAGGUCUACAUUGCAGCAAAAAUCAUAUGUUCCAACAAACGGGCCCUUAGAUGGGGAGUUGGGGAUGAUGGGAAACAAUAUGUCUGUGAUGAAUGGUCCAGCCGCUUCUGAGGGAUAUUUAACAGGAACAAUAUAUGGCAACUCCCCCAAACCCUUGCAACAACAUUUCGAUCAACAUCAACAGUCAGCAAUGCAGGGUGAUAGAUAUGGAAUUGGAAAAGCUGAGGCUUCAGGGUCUGGUAAUAUACUUUCUCCUGUAACCUCUGUUGGGUCAGUGAUGAACAGUCAGAGCUCGACUGCUGUAUCCUUGCAGUCCAUCCCCAAAACAAACUCUCAUUUGAUUAUCAAUCGUUCGAAUAUGCAAUCUACUCUACACGCAAGUAUGAAGACGCAAUCAUUUGAUCAAUCUGACAAGAUGAACUUCCAAUCGCAGCAUUCAGCUAGAGAAAUUCUUGUACAAUCUCAUCAACAACAAUAUCAACAACCAUCUCACCAUUUUCAGCAGCAGAAAUUUGGUCAACAUCAUCUCCAGCAAAAGCAGAAAAUUCAGCAUCACCAGCUUUUAACGAAUGACACAUUAGGACAGUCUCAGCCAUCGUGUAGUGUAGGCGUUGAAGGAAAGAUCGGUCUGCACUUGCAAGUCUCUAAGACAUUCCAGUUUUCUGAUUUGGAGAAUCAGUUCCCACAGAAUGCUAUGGAAGGCCAUUCUGGAGGUACUUCACAUCUGUCUUACCAACAAGAUAUGUGUUCAUCUCGUACUCAAACUUCAGAUCAGAUGCAACAGCUGUUGCAUCUGCAGCAAUCUGCUGCUAACACUCAAAACGGUUUUAACAUCCUUUCUGGUGGCAUCCAUAUGGAUGCAGCACCACGAGAUCAAUGUUAUCCCAAGUCUCAAGAUGUGUCUCACGUAUCAAGGAGAGCCCAAGACAAUCAAAAUGUGCAUGGUGAAUUUCACCACAGAAUAACUGGGAACGAUAUUGCUCAGAGGAAUAAUUUAUCUUCAGAAGAAUCUAUGAUUGGACAAUCUGAUGCUACUAAAUCUCCAAAUCCUCCCAAUUCUACUGGCACUGUACGUAGAUCUAGUAACCUUAAUCGUGAACAGCAAUUCAAGAACCAACGAAGAUGGUUGUUGUAUUUGCGACAUGCUCGUACUUGCCGUGCUCCAGAAGGCAAUUGUCAAGAUCCUAAUUGCAUUACGGCUCAAAAAUUGUUGAGUCAUAUAGAAAGAUGCAAUAUACUUGAAUGUUUGUAUCCUCGUUGCUGCUGUACGAAGGUUUUAAUUAAUCACCAUAGGAUCUGUAGGGAAGCAAGUUGUCCUGUUUGCAUUCCUGUUAAGAAUUUUCUGCAGUUACAUCUAAAGGCAUUUGCAGAUUCUGAUUUUACUUCGAAUGGAAACCGUAAAUCCUAUAAUUCAGCUGAAAAUGAUGGUGGGUUGGCACUCAAGACUAGUCCAGUUAUAACUGAAACUCCAGAAGACUUACAGCCUUCUGUUAAACGGUUGAAGAUUGAAAAUACCUCCUUACCCAUUCCGUCUGAAAGUGAAAGCUCGGUUAUACCAAUUCCUGCUGUAAAUGAACCUGAUCGCCUCUCCGAUGCACAACAUGAUGUUUCUCACAUGCCAAUGGAAUCCGAUGACACAGGAGUAAAGACGGAAAUUCCUGAGGGUAUCAAGAUUGAGAAGGAACUGGACCAUGCUAAACAGGAAAGUACAUCAGUACCUUCUGAAAAUUCAUCCAAGUCUGGGAAGCCAAAAGUAAAGGGAGUAUCGCUGAUAGAAUUGUUCACCCCUGAACAAGUGCAGGAGCACAUUACAGGCCUUAGACAAUGGGUUGGCCAGAGCAAAGCAAAAGCAGAAAAAAAUCAAGCAAUGAAGAAUUCAAUGAGUGAAAAUUCAUGUCAGUUGUGUGCAGUUGAGAAGCUUACCUUUGAACCACCACCUAUAUAUUGCACACCUUGUGGUGCUCGCAUUAAAAGAAAUGCAAUGUAUUAUACCAAUGGAGCCGGUGAUACUCGUCAUUGCUUCUGCAUUCCAUGUUAUAAUGAGGCUCGUGGGGACACCAUUGCUGUAGAUGGACCUUCCAUUCAAAAGGCGAAGAUGGAGAAGAAGAAAAAUGACGAGGAAACUGAGGAAUGGUGGGUUCAAUGUGAUAACUGUGAAGCGUGGCAACAUCAAAUAUGUGCAUUAUUUAAUGGCCGAAGGAAUGAUGGUGGACAAGCUGAUUACACCUGUCCAAAUUGUUAUGUAGCAGAAGUUAAAAGAGGAGAACGCAUGCCAUUACCGCAAAAUUCUGUUCUUGGAGCAAAAGAUUUGCCAAGAACAAUUUUGAGUGAUCACAUUGAGCAACGAUUGUUUAGACGGCUGAAGCAAGAGAGACAGGACAGAGCUAGACUUCUUGGGAAAAGUUUUGAUGAGGUUCCAGGAGCAGAAGCACUUGUUGUAAGAGUUGUGUCAUCAGUGGACAAAAAGUUGGAAGUCAAACCACGGUUUCUUGAAAUAUUUCAAGAGGAGAAUUAUCCAACAGAGUUCCCAUAUAAAUCUAAGGUUGUACUAUUAUUUCAAAAAACUGAAGGUGUUGAAGUAUGCUUAUUUGGCAUGUAUGUUCAAGAAUUUGGAUCAGAAUGUCAGCAGCCAAAUCAUCGCCGAGUAUAUCUCUCAUAUCUAGAUUCUGUUAAGUAUUUCCGGCCAGAGGUCAAGACGGUGACAGGAGAGGCUCUUCGGACAUUUGUGUACCAUGAAAUUUUGAUUGGAUAUUUAGAGUAUUGCAAAUUGCGUGGUUUCACAAGCUGCUACAUAUGGGCCUGCCCUCCAUUGAAGGGUGAAGACUACAUUUUAUAUUGCCACCCAGAAAUUCAAAAAACACCAAAAUCUGAUAAGCUUAGGGAGUGGUACUUGUCAAUGUUAAGAAAAGCUUCAAAGGAAAAUAUUGUAGUUGAUCUUGCUAAUCUAUACGACCAUUUCUUUGUCUCUACUGGUGAAUGUAAAGCAAAGGUGACUGCAGCUCGGUUGCCGUACUUUGAUGGAGAUUAUUGGCCUGGUGCUGCAGAGGACAUGAUAUAUCAACUACAGCAAGAAGAGGAUGGGAGAAAACAGUAUAAGAAGGGAACUAUAAAAAAGACCAUUACGAAGAGAGCCUUAAAGGCAUCAGGCCAAAUUGAUCUUUCGGGCAAUGCGUCAAAGGACCUGCUUUUAAUGCAUAAACUUGGUGAGACGAUUUCUCCAAUGAAAGAGGAUUUCAUCAUGGUUCACCUGCAGCAUUCAUGUAACCAUUGCUGCAUUUUAAUGGUGUCUGGAAAUCGUUGGGUUUGCAGACAGUGUAAAAAUUUUCAUCUUUGUGACAAGUGCUAUGAAUCUGAACAAAAACGCGAGGACAGAGAGAGACAUCCUAUCAACCAAAAGGAGAAGCACAUAUUUUAUUCAGUUGAAAUUACUGAUGUCCCUGUUGAUACCAAAGACACAGAUGAGAUAUUAGAGAGUGAAUUCUUUGAUACCAGGCAGGCAUUUCUUAGCCUUUGCCAAGGAAAUCAUUAUCAAUACGAUACCCUGCGCCGUGCUAAGCAUUCCUCAAUGAUGAUCCUCUACCAUCUUCACAAUCCUACUGCUCCAGCUUUUGUAACAACGUGCUAUGUAUGUCACCUAGAUAUUGAAGCUGGUCAAGGUUGGCACUGUGAGACAUGCCCGGAGUAUGAUGUAUGCAAUUCUUGUUAUCAAAAAGAUGGGGGAGUUGAUCACCCUCAUAAAUUGACUAAUAAUCAGUCUAAAGAACGUGAUGAACAAAACACAGAAGCAAGGCAAUUACGAGUUAUGCAGCUUAGGAAAAUGCUUGACCUCCUGGUACAUGCUUCUCAAUGCCAUUCUCCACUUUGCCAAUAUCCAAACUGUCGCAAGGUGAAGGGACUUUUCCGCCAUGGUUUUGUGUGCAAAGUACGUGUUUCUGGAGGUUGUGCUCUCUGUAAGAAAAUGUGGUCUCUCCUUCAGCUUCAUUCUCGAGCAUGCAAAGAAUCUCAGUGCAAUGUACCACGUUGCAGAGAUUUGAGGGAACACACAAGAAGGAUGCAGCAGCAGUCUGAUUCACGACGAAGGGCUGCUGUAAUGGAAAUGAUGAGGCAGCGUGCUGCAGAGGUUGCGGCCGAUUCUUGA